Agrilus planipennis (emerald ash borer) is the source of this 4907-nucleotide messenger RNA. RefSeq lists its product as uncharacterized. The coding region runs from base 431 to 4459 and encodes 1342 amino acids. The record is from RefSeq and is a predicted model, not a curated record. Lineage: Eukaryota; Metazoa; Arthropoda; Insecta; Coleoptera; Buprestidae. The transcript is spliced from 9 exons.
AUCGUCCCCCUCGAGACUGUGGCAGUAAAGAUCGUGAGACUCUAGCGUUACGAGGAAGUGCGGUCCGACAUUUCCAACUCUGUUUAUUAUUAAAAGUAUCGGUUAAAUAAAACGAAAACAUUACGAUUCCGUUGCGACGUACAAUUCACUCGCUGUACGAAAUAAACUGAUUGAUCGACAAUUCCUGCUGCUAUUGUUGUUGUGGUACUCGGGGACAUUUCUUGACGGUGCAAUUGAUGAUAACGGUUUUUUUUGUGAAGCUUUUUGAGUGCUUUUCGAGCCUAGAAAAUGUGAUAAGUGAGGGAGUGAGAAAAGGGUUUUGUGUGUGGUGAAGUUUUUCUAUCUACUAAACGGAAUUGGUAAACGUAAAGUGUGGAUGGAUUACUAAAGAUCAUAAUCACAUUCAAAGUUGGGAGUCGUGGGUUAGGUAAUGCUGGGCAGUCCAGCCGGGCCCGGGGCAACGUCCCAUCAGAGGGGCCUUUGGCCUUUAGCGCCGGCCCCAGCUCCAUCUGCCAACACCUUCGCCAGUGAUGGUUUAAGUCGAUACGGGGUGUACUCCCUUUUUCCGGGUGGUCCUGGAUUCGGAGGUGCCCUUUAUUCGCAUUCGAGUACGAUAGGACGCUUUGCAUCAAGUUCUAUCUCGCCAUCUUCAGGUGCACCGUUCCAUACAUCUCAUAAAGAAUCUCUGUUCUCGUCGGCAGGCUACACAUUUGGAGCGCCAACGCCACCUCCUGGUUCGCCCUAUUCGCCGGUCACUUCGAGCCAACUAGAACUUUUCGCCAAGGGCUACAAUUCAAACAUAAUAAUUCAACAGCCCUCCGAUUUCACGCUCUCUCCCAAAAAAGGACAAUUACCCGAAAAAUCACGUCCCGAAGACAACUGUUUAAAAAUCAAACCUGAAAAAUCCGCCUGCGGCUGUCUUACUUCUCCUGGCAAUAGAAAGUAUUCGGCUGAUAACUCGUCAGGUUGUAGUCGGACAAAUCCGAUCGAGUGGAGUUGUCCGAUUAACGUAAAGAAAGAACCAGGUUCGACUCCGUGCCAGGUGGCAGAAGUCACGACCAGCGCUUCGCCCAUCGUCAAGGUUGAAAUCACUUCUCCUACCCAAAAGUGCCCCGAUGUGCAUGGGGUGGCGCUGCCAUCUGGGGUGGUCACGUCAAAUGGCAACAUACCCGUUGGUAUUGCCGUGGCCAGACAAAGAAUACAUCAUCAUCAGGAAUCCGUCUCGUCGCCGUCUCUACCCCCUGCAGGGUUGCUUACCACUGUUAACACUACUACACAAUUUAAAGAAGUUUCCAGAGUCCACCAAGAAGUCGAUUCAACGGCAGGCAUGGCCGCGUCCACGACAGGAGGCGUAUCAGCGGGUGGCACACUGCUGCAGUGCACAGACGAACGUGCUACUGGAUUGGCUGGAUGGUCGAUGGGCGGCACACCCAACUCCACCCUGGCAACGCCCACGCUUUGGCAAUACCCCGCGACCCUACCAGUUGAACCGAUGUUGCCCUUGCCCGCCCUGCCCGUGCCGCCCGUAGGAGUGCAAUUAGUCAGGGACCCUUCCUCUGGUCAUUUACUACUCUUGCCAACCACAACCGGGAUCGAACAAGUGCAACAAGCUGUGGUAUGGCCCAGCUAUCAACAGCCGCCCUCGGUCUUGCUUCCUCCAUUGCCUCCUCCUCCUCUUCAACUCCUCAGCUCGGCGUCUUCCGACUUCCUCUCAUCUAGCACGACCUUACACCAGCACACGCAGACACACAGCACCAGACUGUUGGCCGUCACGACCACGGACGCGAAAAGAAAAAUCCCUUUGCCCAUUCCAACGACCACUUUGAUUAAAAUAGAAGCCGACGCGGCGACGAGCACUCUCGACCAGACCAAAACGUUGCAGGCCGUCAGUACUGUGGCUAACAGCACGGGCUCUGUGUUCACCGAACAAAACAUGGCACCUCUGGUCACCACUCACCUGAUUUAUCAGCACCCCACGAAUUUAAUUUUAUCGCAGACUCCAUCCGCAACGACAGAGAUGGCUUGCAGGUCUCAGGCCACGUCUCCUGUUGCAUGUCUGACGCCUCCUCCAGAAACGAAUACGAUUCUAGAGGAAGAAUUACCCGGAGUACAGGAUGCAAGUAAUCAAACGGACACGCCGUUUUGUAGCGAAGAUGACAAUACAACUCACGCUUUUUGUGACGUUGUUGGCGAGGCGAAAAACAAGCAACCCGAAGAACUAAAGGAGAAAAUAAUUUUGGCAAGUUCUCCUCAGGAAGUCACUUCUUCUACAACCCCAGUAGAGAAAACUCCUAGGCAAAAAAUACUCGAAUUACCUGACGGUUACGUCCAUGAUAACACAGCAGACGUGGUCCGAUCUUCUAUCGAAAGCGAAACACCGGAACCAAUUUCUUCUUCUACAAACGAGGCUGUGGUUCCUGAUAAUUUGGAGAACACACCUCCGAAAACGCCGGAAGCCGCUUCAGAUCCUAAACCGGAUAUAAGCGGUCUCGAACUUUUAUCAAACAGUAUCUUCGAACUCGAAAACUCCAGAAAAAAUCAAGAAAAGCCAUUAAUAAUUAAAUGCGAAAAAGUUGACGAGGCAAAGGUGCCUCGUCUGUCCGAAGCGGAGAUUGCUACCAUCAAAAUCGAAAAAGAAACUGCGAUAUCAUCUCAAAAUCAAAAUCAAGUAGAUGACAAUCUUGGUGGUCUUAAUCUUCUUUGCGCAUUGGCCGAACAAAGAAUCUUGGAAGAAGUCGAGGGUCAAAAGAAGAAGAUGCACGAAAAUCGAACCAUCAAAGACAUAACUUAUUGGGAACGACACGAGAGGAAGAAAGAGAAACGCAAAUCCAAAAAGCACUCUUCAGACGAAUCGCGCCGCAAACGAAUCAAAACCGGAAACGAACACUACAGGUACAAAAAUAAAAGUAGCAGAAGAAGUAAGCACGAAAGUGACAGCGAACGUGCUCAACGACGCGAAAACGGUGAACGUAUCUAUAAUAGUGAUAGUGAACGUAACUAUAUCGUCUCCAGCGAUCCCGUUCCAAUAAAUCGAGUGCCAUAUGAGGACUAUUACGAACCGAAGUGUAGCAGUGGCUUUACGGAAAUGGAAAACUGUAAUUGUAAAGACCACCGGGCGUACAAAUCUCGAAAAUCAGAAGAGGAAGUCCGAAAAUACAUCGCAAGUAAGUCCCAGCCGUCGUUUAUCAAAGACGACUGGCCGGCGAUGAAUGCAAUGGAACUCGACAUGAGACUGAAACUGGCCGAACUUCAACGGAAAUACAAAGAGAAGCAACGCGAACUGAGCAAACUGAAACCGAAGAAGAAAUCAUCCGAAGAGAAAAGCUCUAAAAGAAAGAAGAGAGAGAAGAAAAGAUCUCAUUCAGAUCGGAGUAUUACACCUCCACCACUCCUCGAUAAAAUCGAUUCUUCUGUCAAUCUGAACAGGAAUCCAAAUGAACUCCUCAAACCACCAACUCUUUGUGCUAUUGAACCGGCAGAACAUUUGAAAAUCGAACACCACUCCGCUCCAAUAAACCAUUUAGACUCUUUGCCAUUCAGUUACAGAUUUGAAUCCAGUAAGAGAACAUACUCUCCUGAUUUGAGCGACAGUACUCCAGAAAAAAUAUCGUCUUCGAAGAAGAGAAAGGUCGGGAGACCGAAGAAGCUUAUGUCGUCAUCCGGUCUUCGAAUAGCAACAGAAACAAUUGUGGCCAAAAAACCAAAGAAGGGGACCUUUGUCGGUUACCUUUUAGCCGCAAAGGAAAAAUUCCAGAUGCAAAAUAAAUCUGAUCUUCUCUACUGCAACAGUCCACCUCGAUACGUCGAAGACAACAAGAAGAAACUGAACAAGCACAGAACCAAUAACAAUAUCAUGUGCAAUGGUGUAGAUGAUCAAGCUGAAAAAUCAUGUAAAAUAAGACCUAAAUUGAAAGCAGAACCUACAAUCAAAGAACACGCCGAAGAAGAGGAAGAAGUCGACGAGGAAGGUAAUAGUGAAUGGGAAGAUGAAGAUGAACCAAACGAAAUGGAAGAAGUCCACGAAACGAAAGGCGAUGAAGACAUGGAAAUUGAUGACCAAACUAUUGAAGAACAUUUACCUGAACCGACUGAAGUACUUCCCAAUGUUAAUAAUAAUCAACCAUCUGCACAGAAGAUUCCUGAAUCUACUGAAAAUGAUGUGACAAAUAAAAAACAAGACAAUCGAUGUAUUUUGACCACUGAACACCUCAAAAUUGACAAACUACGCGUAUUGACCGUAAUGGCUGGACUAUUUUAUGCAGGUCAUUUGAACGCCAUCGAACCCCCUGACGUCUACUCGAUCACUUUGGAUGGGGAAAGGGGAAACCGACCUCACAUCAUGUCUAGAGAGGAAAUCCUUAGAGAUGCGGUAAGUUUUCAAUUUCUUAUUGCGUCAUGCGUUUCUUUUUUCAGAGGCAGAGGCAGUACUAUGUGUCAACAAGUAUAUAUAGAAAUAUAGGUUUGAACUUUUUUACGUUAAUAUUCUCAUUUUUGAUUGGUUGUUCAAUUGGAUCCAAUUUGACAGUUGUUAGUGGCACAUAAUAAGGUGUCCCUGUGGACUGAUAAUAAUCCUUGUCAACACUUAGAGCUUACGCAAGCGUCUAGGAAUCAGGCUUAAAAUUUUCCGAGGCAGGUUCAGCUUGGCUGGGGUCCUGAAGUGUAAUAAGUUCUUUUUGCAUUAGUGCAGUUACUCCUUGUAACUGUCAGGAAAAAAUUAGUUCUUCAUCAGAAAAAGGCCAGUCUAGAUUUUAGCUAGGCAAAAUUGACGAUGUGCUUGUGCUUAAUUAAUUAUGUCCCGAAAAAUGCUAAGUAAUUUAGCAUAAUUUUGCUUGAUAUAGGAGAGCAACAGGCAGUUAUAGAGCUGGGGCUGCAACGUAGAGAAGUAAAUAUUAGGAGGGGAGUCAGAC